Molecule: messenger RNA, 543 nt
Organism: Ogataea haglerorum
Lineage: Eukaryota; Fungi; Ascomycota; Pichiomycetes; Pichiales; Pichiaceae
Exons: 1
Coding region: 1-543 (180 amino acids)
Source: RefSeq, a predicted model, not a curated record
AUGAGAAAGUGUUCGUUGGUGAUAUCCGAGCCUGAAAGAUCUGCUGAAGAAGAGUCCAAAACGCAGCUGGCCGACCCAAUCGUUCACAAUUGUGGAAGUCUUCCUUUAGUCGGCUCUUUAGUAUACUUUCGCAAGCGAGGUCACUUUGAGUCCUCAGGGCUGAAUGGUGACCAGACUCGUUCCAAACUCCUGGACCACAAGUCCAGCUCGUACCCGAAUCUAUCACAGUGUCUGGAGCAGGGCACAAAGUACGAUAACGACGAUGUCGACCCUUUGCAACCAACCUCGCCGGCCAGUUCCAUUUCUAGCAUUGAUUCCCAGAAAACGCUACAUGAGCAUGUUUUUGAUGAGAGCGAGAAAUCCGAUCCCUCGUUUGAUGAGCUGGAUAGUCACAUCAACCACCAGAGAAGCAACUCGUCGGGAUGGAACGAUACCGGUGACUGCUCCAGAUCCCUCAAAAAAGAUAGCAAGGUUAACACAAGGCACAGAAGACGCCUCACAUGUGCUGUCAUGUUCACAAAGCCAAGGCUUGUCCAGCUUUAG